AUGCGAAAACCUAAUAGGUCAACAUAUAGCAAUAAUUACAGAGGUAAUCAACGAGGUUUGCACUCGACCCCAAGCCUGAGGGGCAGGGGUGCAUAUGUAAGGGGGCCUGCCCAGCAACACAGAGCUCAAGGGAAUUGGACUGGUACACAUCGAGGUUGUUCUCCGGGACAUGGAUUUAGAGGUGUUAUUGUGAUUAUUUGCGUGGAAGUGGAGAUUGGAAGAACCAUAAUGAAGAAAAAUUCACGGAUAGCGAAAAUACUGCAAAAUGUUCCGACCGACCCUGAGAUUAAAACAGGAUGCUGCACGCUACAAAAUAAUAAUGUUUUGGUGCUUGAUAAACCACAAAACAUAAUAAUUAAAAGCGACCGGUCUCUUCAACAAAGUUCAACACAUCAAAACCCAACAAGUGGCAUUUCUAUUUUAUUUGAUUCAGAUCUACAGUCGAUAUUACCUGAAUGUGACACCCUUAAUAACAUUGCAACAGCUACUAUUGUAACAGAAAUAAUACAUCCCGAUAAUAUACCUGCUAUGAACAGUUUGAUUCAGAUCCCAUCACACAUGGAAUCAGUUGAGCAGGCUAGCACUUUGAUGCCUACAACUGUACUUAUGAACUUAGCUAAAAACAUACGGAUAAUGAGAACAUAG
Molecule: messenger RNA, 645 nt
Organism: Arctia plantaginis
Lineage: Eukaryota; Metazoa; Arthropoda; Insecta; Lepidoptera; Erebidae
Source: the annotation of a GenBank genome assembly